AUGGAGGACAUGAAUUUGAGUCAGUAUUUGGCAAUAGUGAAUCAUGGAAGCAAUGACUACAUAAACAACUAUCUAUUGUCAGGACUAUAUUCAUCGAGCUUCCUCUACGACCCAAAAACAUAUGCUGAUAUACUCAUACAGCAAUACAAAACGAUUAGAAAGGACCCAAUCGAACGUGCUACUAUUCUGCAGAGUCUGCAUUAUUUGGGGCUGAGAAAGUUCUUGCUGGCAGGAGUUGGACCACUCGGUUGCAUACCGAAUCAAAUAUCCAGAGGCCUUUUCCCAUCAGGAGUGUGCGUGGAUAGAUUGAGAUCCUUGGUUGAUGAACUGAACACACAAUACAGUGGUUCAUCAAUUUUUGUUUAUGGCAACACUUAUGCAGCUCUCAUGCAGAUUAUACAAAACCCAAUUGCUUAUGGUAGGAAAUGUCCUUAA
Messenger RNA from Arachis ipaensis, 435 nucleotides. The record is from RefSeq and is a predicted model, not a curated record. Lineage: Eukaryota; Viridiplantae; Streptophyta; Magnoliopsida; Fabales; Fabaceae.